Molecule: messenger RNA, 692 nt
Organism: Esox lucius (northern pike)
Lineage: Eukaryota; Metazoa; Chordata; Actinopteri; Esociformes; Esocidae
Product: retinal cone rhodopsin-sensitive cGMP 3',5'-cyclic phosphodiesterase subunit gamma
Exons: 4
Coding region: 186-428 (80 amino acids)
Biological process (GO): visual perception; positive regulation of epidermal growth factor receptor signaling pathway; positive regulation of G protein-coupled receptor signaling pathway
Cellular component (GO): photoreceptor outer segment membrane
Molecular function (GO): 3',5'-cyclic-nucleotide phosphodiesterase activity; cGMP binding
Source: RefSeq, a predicted model, not a curated record
AUCCUCUCAGUCCAGAGGUAUAAGAACUCCACAACACAUCCAGCAAGUCCAAUCACAGCCAGUCCAAAUCUGAUCCUACCUAGCCUGUCUGAGAGAAAAUCAACACAAUCGUUUUAUCAAAGUCCUCCGUGAAGACACUUCAGAUUCAGAAUCAUCACACAAACGUAGACCGGCCCAACAGAACCAUGAAUAGCCUGAUAGCCACCCGGGCUGCUUGCCCCCGGUCCCCAACCAAGGGGCCACCCAAGUUCAAACAGAGGAACAUUCGUCAGUUCAAGAGCAAGCCUCCAAAGAGGGGCGUCAUUGGGUUUGGAGAUGACAUCCCCGGCAUGGAUCGUCUGGGCGCUGCUUCAUGGGAACAGGUCUGCCCCUGGGAAGCUUACAGUCAUCUUGAGCUGCAUGAGCUGGCACAGUAUGGAAUCAUCUGAAUACUACAACACCCACAAUCCUCUUUGUCUUUAAUCAACUACAAGUACAAAGAGGGUCCCUCAGGAUCAACUGGAACAAAAGCAACAGAAUUGGGCCUGUUCAAAAUCAGACAACAACGCCAACAAAAACAUAUUUUGCUAUUAAUUAGAACACAUUUGCUGUUUCUACUCAACAUUUGUCUAUUUGGCAAGUACUUUGCAAUGUGUUCCUAACACACUCUAUAUUCCCUUAAAGUGUCUCUUUGGGACUUUGGCAUUGAUGAA